Molecule: messenger RNA, 5893 nt
Organism: Aptenodytes forsteri (emperor penguin)
Lineage: Eukaryota; Metazoa; Chordata; Aves; Sphenisciformes; Spheniscidae
Gene: TBCD
Product: tubulin folding cofactor D
Exons: 38
Coding region: 7-3756 (1249 amino acids)
Biological process (GO): bicellular tight junction assembly; post-chaperonin tubulin folding pathway; microtubule cytoskeleton organization
Cellular component (GO): lateral plasma membrane
Molecular function (GO): beta-tubulin binding; GTPase activator activity
Source: RefSeq, a predicted model, not a curated record
UCGGGCAUGGCUUUGGGCGAGGCGGAUGGAGCGGGGUCGGAGCCAGAGGAAGGGAAGACUCAGGAGCCAGGUGUCACCACCACGAGAAACAUCCUGGAGAGUUUCACGGAGAGUCAGGAAAUCGGGGGGCUCAUCGGUAACCUGAAGGGAGUCUUUGGGGAUCUGGUGACUCGAGAAAUGACCGUGGAAAAAUUCAUAGGUAUAAUGGACAAAUACCAGGAGCAACCUCACUUGUUGGAUCGCCACUUAGAGUGGAUGAUGAAUUCAUUGCUGGAUAUAGUACGGGACAGUGGAUCUCCUCCCCCGCUAGUUCACCUGGCUUUUAAAUUUCUUUACAUCAUUACAAAGGUGAGAGGGUACAAACUUUUCCUCCCACUGUUUCCUCAUGAAGUAGGUGAUCUACAGCCUGUGUUGGAUAUGCUUGCAGACCAGAAUCCAAAAGACUCUGAGACUUGGGAAACUCGUUAUAUGCUUUUAUUAUGGCUCUCCAUGAUAUGCUUGAUUCCUUUUGAUCUGGCCCGUUUUGAUGGAAAUAUUAUUUCUGAGGAAGGGCAUGCUCGUAUGCCAACAAUGGAUCGCAUACUUAAAAUAGCAAAAUGUUACUUGGUUGUCAGUGACAAGGCUCGAGAUGCAGCUGCUGUACUGGUUUCAAAAUUUAUUGUCCGCCCUGAUGUCAGACAAAAAAGGAUGGCAGACUUCCUGGACUGGACACUUUCAAUGUUAUCUAAAUCCUCCUUCCAGACCAUGGAGGGGACUGUUGUUAUGAACGGCAUGCUCCAGGCCCUGGCACAGUUAUUUAAACAUGGCAAAAGAGAAGAUUGUUUACCAUAUGCUGCUACUGUACUUGAGUGUCUUGAUAACUGCAAGCUGUCAGAAAGUAAUCAGAUGGUUCUUCGCAAGCUAGGGAUGAAACUUGUUCAACGACUUGGACUGACAUUUGUGAAACCGAAGGUAGCAAAAUGGAGAUACCAGCGUGGCUGUCGAUCUCUGGCUGCCAAUCUGCAAGCUCAGGGUUCAGUUGUGCAGAAUCAAAUGAUGACAGUUGCUGCUAAUGAAGCUGACGAUGAAGAGGAAUAUGACAUUCCAGGAGAGAUUGAAAAUGUUGUAGAGCAAUUGUUGGUUGGACUGAAAGACAAAGACACUAUUGUCAGGUGGUCUGCAGCAAAAGGAAUUGGUAGAAUAACUGGAAGACUUCCAAAAGAAUUAGCAGAUGACGUGAUUGGGUCUCUGUUGGACUGUUUUAGUUUCCAGGAAACAGACAAUGCAUGGCAUGGUGGAUGCCUGGCUCUGGCUGAAUUAGGCAGAAGAGGAUUGUUACUCCCUUCCCGAAUUUCAGAAGUUGUGCCUGUCAUUUUGAAAGCGCUGACAUAUGACGAGAAGAGGGGGGCAUGCAGCGUGGGUUCCAACGUGAGAGAUGCAGCGUGCUAUGUGUGCUGGGCCUUUGCUCGUGCUUAUGAUCCUGCAGAACUGAUACCAUUUAUUAAUCAGAUUUCAAGUGCAUUGGUUAUUGCUGCAGUAUUUGAUCGUGAUGUUAAUUGCAGAAGAGCUGCUUCUGCUGCCUUCCAGGAGAAUGUUGGGAGACAGGGCACUUUUCCACAUGGCAUAGACAUUCUAACUGCAGCUGAUUAUUUUGCUGUUGGUAACAGAGUUAACUGUUAUCUGACUAUAAGUGUCUAUAUUGCUGGCUUUCCUGAGUAUACACAGCCAAUGAUUGAUCAUUUAGUUAACAUGAAGAUUAACCACUGGGAUAGUGUUAUUCGAGAACUUUCAACCAAAGCUCUGCAUCACCUUACUCCACGGGCUCCUGAAUACAUGGCAAAUGUGGUUUUGCCAAGACUUCUACCUUUAUCAGUGGGCACAGAUCUGCACACACGCCAUGGGGCAAUUCUUGCCUGUGCUGAGAUCACCCAUGCACUGUGUAAACUAGCAGAAGAGAAUAAUAGAUCUAUAACAUAUUAUUUCAAUGAAAAAUCAUUGGAGGGACUUAAGCAAAUCCAUCAAGAGCUUUGCAGUCGUCAAUUGUACAGGGGUUUAGGUGGAGAAUUGAUGAGACCAGCUGUCUGCACUUUAAUUGAAAAGUUGUCGCUAUCAAAAAUACCAUUUAGAGGAGAUCCAAUAAUCGGUGGCUGGCAGUGGUUAAUAAAUGACAGUCUAAGAAGUCUCCCUCUUGUUUCAAGCGCUGCACGACAGCAUAUAAAGGAGUCUGCAGUCUCUGCACUGGCUGCGCUGUGUAAUGAAUAUUACAUCAAUGAAAAGGGAGAAGCUGAUCCAGCUCUACAGGAUGAGCUGGUGACACAGUAUGUUUCAGAACUACAAAACACAGAGGAAAUGAUUCGUUGUGGCUUUUCACGAGCUCUUGGGGCCCUUCCAAGAUUUCUGCUGAAGGGCAGGCUCCAACAGGUUUUGGAAGGUUUGAAAAAAGUUACCUUAAUUUCCCCUGCAGAUGUGAGCUUUGCAGAAUCCAGAAGAGAUGCCCUAAUAGCAAUUGCAAAGGUUUGCCAGACAGUAGGUGUAAAGGGAGAAGGAUCCCAGGAAGAAUAUGUCUGCAAAGAUAACGUUACUCAGAUUUAUGCUACGCUACUUAGUGGUGUGACUGACUACACCACAGACAGCCGAGGAGAUGUUGGAGGAUGGGUACGUGAAGCUGCUAUGACAAGUUUAAUGGAAGUGACGCUUCUGCUGGUUCAGAAUGAAGCGGAGUUAAUUAAUGCCAACAUUUGCAAACAGAUUAUGUGCUGGCUGGCUCAACAGUCAGCUGAAAAAAUAGAUAAAUUUCGAGCUCAUGCAGGAUCUGUGUUCCUUACUCUUUUACAUUUUGACCAUCCUCCGGUUCCGCACAUACCUUAUCGAGAAGAGCUGGAAAAGAUAUUUCCAAGGUCAGAGAAAGAGACUCUCAACUGGAAUGCCGCAUCAGAAGCUUUCCCUCGAAUCACCCAGCUUUUGGGUUUGCCAACAUACCAAUACUAUGUGCUUUUGGGUCUCUCGGUGUCUGUUGGCGGAUUAACAGAGACAACGCUCAGAUACUCUGCCCAGAGCCUUUUUGACUACAUGAAGAAAAUCCAGAAUGAUUCCAACACUAUGGAGAGUUUUUGUGAGACGUUGCUAAAGGUCUUUGAGGACAACCUGCGGAAUGACCGGGUGUCUGUACCCCUCCUGACAAUGCUGGACCAAAUGCUGGCAAAUGGCUGCUUUGAGAUAUUUACCAUGCAAGAGAACCAUCCCUUUUCAGUGAAGUUAUUUACCCUUUGUAAAGAAGAGAUCAAAAGAUCCAAAGACGUCCGGAAGCUUCGCUCCAGCAUAGGAGUGUUUUGUGGCCUGAUUCAAUUUCAAGGAGACAUGAAAGAGAAAGUUUUAUUUCAAUUGUUUCUCCUUCUUUGCCAUCCAUUUCCUGUAAUACGGAAGACGACAGCCAGUCAAGUUUAUGAGAUGUUGAUAACCUACAGCGAUGUAGUUGAUCCUGCCAUUAUGGAUGAGGUUAUGACCGUACUCAGCGAUACCAACUGGGAAGCUGAAUUGCCAGUAGUAAGAGAGAAACGCAACUAUCUCUGUGAUCUCAUGAAAGUGCCCAAACCACAGCUGGUAUCCAAGGUAAAGUACGGAAAUGUGCUCCUGAGGGUUUCUUUUUUAAAGAAACAUAGUAAUGAUCAAUUGUUCCACCAAAUCUACUGUGUACUUCUGAGCAAGAGAUGCAGUUCUUCACUGGUGCAUGAAUGUACCAAUGUCCAGCAAUUCCAUAUAUUCCGUAGUAAGCUGUGAGGACGUUCCUCCUGCUGAAGACUGUUGUCUUAAGCUCUUCCAGGCUCAUUUCUUGAAAACAUUUCAGACUUGCAGUGUGACAUCGUACUUAGACAAAACACAAGAAUGAAAUAAUACAGUACAGAUGUUUCAAAAACUGUUCAUCUGCCCUUUCUGGGGAAAGAAGGAGGAUAAAAACUUCCCAGUCAAUUUCAACAACGAAAUGAUAAUGUGGCUGGUCGUGCAAGCCACAGAAUUCUAACACUGCCUAAGAGGAAGAAUAUAGUCUAAACGUUAAUACAUUCAUAAGAUGACAGACAUUAUAUCCACAUGUAGGUCCCAUUCCAUUUUAAUGCCGAUAGUUUGGAAUUGCCCAUCUGCUCAGGAUUUCAGAAAUACCGAAUUUUCUGCUUUGGUAAGAGUUCCUGAGAGGUUCCUUUCCUCUCUCUCCAAAGAUGAGGAGGCCGAAUUAUUACUGUUUUAGAGAACAUGUGUUACAGUUUACGAAGAAAAAUUAUUUUUACUUUGAGUAUUACAAGACAAGGUGAAAACCCUUGAUGACUCAAGGCUACUUCCCUAAUAUCACAGGCAUCCACAGCAUAUAAUCCAUUCUGUAAACUGAUUAAGCUUAAAAACAGUGGUAUCUCAAUUUAUUCUUGACCUUUGUAAUUUUCAUUGUUCUGCUUUCAUACUUCUAGAAAGUUUUGUCCUUUGUAAUUAGUUUAGAAUUCAGAAACAUCACCCGUGCAGUCUUCUUUCCUAAGUUUUUCCUAAUAGAGGGGAUCUUCAUUCCCUUCAUUUUCUCAUUAAAGUAUUUGAACACCAUUAAGUUUAUUUUCAUGACUAGAAUUAUGCAAAGCAUUAUUUUGUUGCCCUGCACAGUUCCAUUGCAGAAUUGCAUUAGCCUUUUUCACAGCUGCAGCAUCUGUGGCUGAAAGUCACCGAGUCUUUUCUCCUUCAGAGCAUCUAAAGGUGAUCUGAGCUAACGGCACGUUUAAAGUGCUUGUUGAACUGGCUCUUUGUGAUACUACAUGUGUACGUCUUUGAGGUCAGCCAGUUCUUCCUGUGUGAUAUUCUGAUAAUCCUUUACACUGAAGAUGCUUCCUAAUGUAAGUAGGUCCUGUGUUUUGAGUUGUCAUUGAGAUAUACAUAUUAAAAAAAAAGGUAUUAGUCUUCUGACCAAUUUUUUAAAUAUACUUAAGACAUCUGUGAAUAACCUUCAAAGACACCCUGCUGUCCCCAGAGCAGUUUUCUCUGCUCAUCUUCCUGUUCUUACUGUCUACAGCUUUCUGCUUUUAGUACAAUUUUAAGAAACCCCCGACUAACAUUUUUGCAGUUUUGGAAAACAAGAAUCUGAACCUCUUGCCCAUCCAAGGCAUUGUUUUUAGAGCAAAAGUUGACCUGAGCAUUGCUGUUUCAAGGCUUUCUAGUCAACUAAUAGAAAUGUUAUGUUCAAAAUGAAGAUGUUACAAGAUGAAUUCACUGAUCUCAAAAAAACUUAUUUCAACUCCUUAAUUAUUGGAGGCUGAGAGAAGCCUGACAAGUUAGGAGAAAACUGUCUCUGAUAUAAACAAAAGAAUAAGAAAUAGCCCAAUAAAUACAUACAGAUAUUCCAGACGGAAUGGUUACAAAUAUAUCAUGUGAAAUCUGGAAGUUAUGUGGCUGAAUUUGGAACUUCACCUCUUCCUCCUCUUUUAAUGUAAGUAAAUAGUUAGUAUAACUUUUAGCAAAAAGUUAAGCCUGCACCUGCCCUGAGAGCUGCUGGAGUUCACUCCGAGAGUGAUACUCACUGAACUUGAAGGAGUUUUCACAGCUGUCCAGAUGGCCCAAGUAGCAGCCAGUUUGCGCUCACACAAGAGCGCACAACACUGCUCUUCUUCAAGAGCUCACAUAUCCUGAGAACAGAGAAGAAACAACAGGGGAAGCCAAGCAUAACAUUAUGGAAAGUGAAUGAAGUUAAUUUCACAUGAAAUCAACGCUUACUUAUCAUUCCUUUAAAACUUGUACAAAUUAAAGGGUAGUUAAAAAUGAAGGUGUUAAAAAGAACUGUAAAUAUUACAGCUUUGUACAUCUAUAUUUUCUUCUCCAUUUAGUUUGCUUAAUUACAUGAUUGGGAUACUGUUAAAAUAGCAAUACAUGCUACUCCACGUGACCUCUC